Messenger RNA from Petromyzon marinus (sea lamprey), 3086 nucleotides. It is a transcript of the gene DDR2, whose product is annotated as discoidin domain receptor tyrosine kinase 2. The record is from RefSeq and is a predicted model, not a curated record. Gene Ontology annotation, cellular component: signaling receptor complex; plasma membrane. Gene Ontology annotation, molecular function: collagen binding; protein tyrosine kinase collagen receptor activity; ATP binding. Gene Ontology annotation, biological process: positive regulation of phosphatidylinositol 3-kinase/protein kinase B signal transduction; positive regulation of neuron projection development; protein phosphorylation. NCBI's taxonomy places the organism in Eukaryota, Metazoa, Chordata, Hyperoartia, Petromyzontiformes, Petromyzontidae.
GAGAGAGCGGCCCAACUUUUAGCUCCCUAGGAGGAGAGAGGGAGAGAGAGGCGCGACUUUUAGCUCCCAAGGAGGAGAGGGGAGAGGGGGAGAGAGAGGCCCAACUUUUAGCUCCCAAGGAGGCCGCCACGGAGCGAAAACAGCCGCCUCACACGGCAUGAGGAAAUGAAGUCAGAGCUUUCAAGGUGCUUCGCCGAGUGAGACGUCACAAGGUCGCCUAACGAUGCAACGCCACCGCCUCCAAGUGCAACAUCUCCUCCCCAAGAUGCACUGCUACCUACCCAGGAUGCACAUCUCUGUGGUGGUGCUGUGGUUGGCCGGCUGGGCAGAGGCACAAGUCAACCCGAGCCUAUGCAGGUACGCGCUGGGCAUGCAGGAAGGGCGAAUCCCCGAUGAAGACAUCACAGCGAGCAGCCAGUGGUACGAGACCACUGCUGCUCACUACGCCAGGCUCGACUCGGAGGAGGGCGACGGGGCCUGGUGCCCUCUGGGUUCCAUCAGCCCCCAGAGCAUGGAGUUCUUGCAGGUCGACCUGCGCGAGCUGCACUUCAUCACGCUCGUCGGCACGCAAGGUCGGCACGCGGAAGGCACGGGGAAUGAGUACGCAACCGCUUACCGGCUCGAGUACUCGCGAGACGGCUCUCGCUGGGUCAUGUGGCAUGACCGGCGCGGCGAGGAGGUGAUCGAGGGAAACGUGAACACCUAUGAGCUGGUGCUCAAGGACCUGAGCCCGCCAAUCAUCGCGCGCAUCAUCCGCUUCGUGCCCGUGGCCGACCGCCUCAUGAGCGUGUGCAUGCGCGUCGAGCUGUACGGCUGCCAGUGGCUGGACGGCCUCGUCGCGUAUCGAGCACCGGUGGGACACUCCAUGUUGCCCAACGACCUUCGUGCCAUCGCGCUCAAUGACUCGACGUACGACGGGAGCUCGGAUAACAUAGCGGUGUACGACGGCCUGGGGCAGCUGACGGACGGUGUGUGGGGUCUGGACGAUUUCGCCAUGUCCCACGAGUACCAGGUGUGGCCGGGCUAUGACUACGUGGGCUGGAGCAAUGACUCGCUCGCAGAGGACUACGUGGAGAUGGACUUCUUCUUCGACAGCGUGCGCAACUUCACCGCCAUGAAGAUCCACUGCAACAACAUGUUUUCCCACGGCGUCAAGAUCUUCUCGCGCAUCUCCUGCACGUUCGCCCGGCGCCCCGGCGCACUCUGGGAGCCCGGCCACGUGAGCGUCACCACGGUGACGGACCACGUCAACCCGAGCGCCCGCUUCGUCACCGUGCCGCUGGGCCACCGGCCCGCCCGCCACAUCCGCUGCCAGUUCUACUUUGCCGACACGUGGCUCCUCAUCAGCGAGAUCUCCUUUCAGUCCGGCACGGCGGUUUACAACACGACGGUGCCGGCCAUCACCACGCCCCGCCGGUGGGAAACGACGAACGUCUCGACGCCCCCCUACACCCAGCUCACUCCCAGCACGGGCCUGGUGGAGACCGCGGGGGCUGGCAGUCACACCGUGCUCAUCAGCUGCCUCGUCGUGAUUAUCCUCCUCCUCGUCGCCAUCAUCGCACUCAUCCUGUGGAGACAGUGCUGGGGACGGCGCACACGCAAGGGCCCGCGGAGGAUCGUGGAGGAGGACCUCCUCGUGCGCCUAUCCCUACCGUCGGACACGGUCAUCAUCAACAGCGGGGUGGCCGUAUCGGGACAAGAGGCCGCAGGGUCACGGGGUCAAGAGGUCACGGGGACUCUCCACGCCAACCCCAUGUACGAGCGGAUCUACCCAGCAGAUCCCGACUACCAGGAGCCGCUCCGCCUCAUGGCCACGGCGGGGGUCAGCAAGGUCAAACUCCCGGAGCUGACGCAGAGCGCGGAGGACGCCGUGUGCAGCGGCGAUUACGCUGAGCCCGACCUCACGAAGGCGACGCCGCACCAGUGCUUCAACGACGGCGUGUCGCACUACGCCGAGGCCGACGUGGUCAGCCUGCAGGGCGUCACGGGCAGCAACACGUACGCCGUGCCGGGCCUCACGAGCGACGUGCUGGGCCAGCGUGACGUCAGCGCCGGCGAGUUCCCGCGCGGGCUCCUCGCCUUCCGCGAGAAGCUCGGCGAGGGACAGUUCGGAGAGGUUCACCUCUGCGAGGCUGUGGGGCUACAGGAGUUUGUGGGGGAGGACUUCACCUUCGACGUCCCCAAGGGCGCGCCCGUGCUCGUGGCCGUCAAGAUGCUGCGUGCGGACGCCACUAAGAAUGCGAGGAACGACUUUCUCAAGGAGAUCAAGAUCAUGUCUCGGCUCAAGGACCCCAACAUCGUGCGGCUGCUGGGCGUGUGCAUGCGGGACGACCCCUUGUCCAUGAUCACCGAGUACAUGGUCAACGGUGAUCUCAACCAGUUCCUCUCGCGGCUUCCCUCGGCCAUCGGGCUCGACAAGCUGGUGUACAUGGCCAGCCAGAUCGUGUCGGGCAUGGCCUACCUGUCGUCCCUCAAUUUUGUGCACCGGGACCUGGCCACUCGCAACUGUCUGGUCGGGGAGCACCACACAAUCAAGAUCGCCGACUUCGGCAUGAGCCGAAACCUGUACAGUGGGGACUACUACCGCAUCCAGGGCCGUGCCGUGCUGCCCAUCCGCUGGAUGGCCUGGGAGAGCAUCCUGCUGGGGAAGUUCACGCCGGCGUCAGACGUGUGGGCGUUCGGCGUGACGCUGUGGGAGAUGCUCACGCUGUGCAGGGAGCAGCCGUACGGGGCGCUCACCGACGAGCAGGUCAUCGAGAACACGGGCGAGUUCUUCAGGGACCAGGGCCGACAGACGGUGCUGCCCAGACCGGCCCUGUGCCCUGAGCCGCUCUACGAGCUGAUGUGCGCGUGCUGGAGACGGGACUCGCGCGCCCGGCCCUCCUUCCCGCAGCUGCACAACGUGCUACGCGCCCUCCAGCCGUAGGCACGCGCAAGCGCACAGUCGCUCGCGCAGUCAACACCACGAAGACCAAACGAAGGCAAAGUCUCCCCCGUGCAGCCUGGAACACACUGUCGGGUCGAGUGCUGUUGGCGAGCACCCAUGAAGGACGGCGGCGCGGCGCACAAAGGGGGUGGGUGGCCAG